Molecule: messenger RNA, 5762 nt
Organism: Cydia pomonella (codling moth)
Lineage: Eukaryota; Metazoa; Arthropoda; Insecta; Lepidoptera; Tortricidae
Product: (E3-independent) E2 ubiquitin-conjugating enzyme UBE2O
Exons: 25
Coding region: 312-4367 (1351 amino acids)
Source: RefSeq, a predicted model, not a curated record
GGCCCAUUUUUCGAAACACGUUAAGGUAUUAAACGUCAUAAUUUCAUAGAAGUUUGACGUUUCAAAUAACACUUGCACUAUCUGGGCUGUCAAAUCGCUGCCAACUUAUCUACAAUUUUAAAAAGUAAUUUACAGAAUAUGCGUUGCAAUAGAAGCAAGAUUAAUCGAUAGCUUUGAUUUUAUCGACUCUUCACUCUACGCGCAUCACUAAAUUGACGCAUGCGCCACAAUUCAAUUGCAAUCAGCUGUCAGAAAGAACAUAAUCACGUAAAAAACAAAAUUAUUUGUGUCUUUAGAUAAUUCCCGUCAAUAUGGCGGGGCAAAAUCCGGGUUCGCCGACUGACUUUCAGUACUUUUACGAAGAUGAAGUGUAUAAAAUCAACAAUCACGGCCAAGUGGUCUUCGGUCUGGUACUCGAGAACUAUGAAGCCAACUCCAGCGACCAAGAAAGCGAUAUGGAGACACCCAUUCAAAAAGGCGAAAUUCGUGUUGUGUGGCAUCCGUCAGGCACUGAACGUGUCAUAUCAGAGAAAUCGGUUGGUUUGGCCGAUCGUUCCCUGAUGCCGGGCGACGUGGUCCGCCGCCUCAUCGCCGGCAAGGACACGCAACGUGGCUAUUGUCGCGACAUCGUGAUGACCGCUGCGCUUCAAGUCGUGGGAACUAAACACGUUAUACCUAGUGUUGCUAGUGAACGGCUCCAACCGCUCGAGGAAUUCACACCCGACCUAGCUGUGUGUCUCGACUCGUGGGUCGGCACUUCUAAGUCAGUGAACAGCAAACUCCGUCUGGUAUCAGCGGACGGCUCCCGGCUCGAAUACCCAGACUUAGAGAACUGUCCCCUGGAAGACUACUCCUUGCGUCGUCGUCGCUCCACGCCUUACUCUUCGUCCGAGUUCUACCCCGGCCAGGUGGUUUACGGGCCACUGGGAGCACUGGACAGCGCCACCUGGCUCCACAUGACGAAGGAGAUGAAGGCUGCGAGGAAACAUAAGAUGCAUGAUCAUAAGUUCACCGUGGAAGCCGUGGUCACUGAGAGCGUUGGUGUCCAUUGGCAGUGCCGCGCGCUGUCCAAGGAAACCAAAGAGGCGGCGCCGCAACAACCCAAGUAUCUUGUGGAAGGCGAAGACCUGAAGAACUUAAAGCUGCUGAAUGUGUUCGAGCCGUGCACGCUGCAGGUCGGCGACCGGAACUUCCUCACUAUUGGAGCUGAAGACACCUUCGUCAGCAAGCAACAGUGGCGAAAACAGCAGAGUAAAUUCUAUAGGAGCAUUCGCAAGCAAUCCCGACCAAGUAAGAAGCAGAACUCGGAGCACGUUCCCUCGCGGCCGAAGAAGCGCGCCUCCGCACAUCGCAAACUCAAGUCCGUCGAUAACGAAAUGGAGGUGGACCCCUCAGAGAACACUCUAGAAUCUCUAGACGAGGCGCUAAAGGUGGACUCCAACUGUCCCAGCAUCAAGAUCGAGCCGAGCGCAGACGUAUCUCUGCCCAUUGUCAGCAGUCAGGAAGAUACUGUUACCGAGGAGAAAAAUGACUCUGGAAUUAGCGGGCUAAGUAAAUCGCACAUUCACAGUCCCGAGCCGAACAAGGAGAACAGCGAGCUGCUCAACGGCGACAGCAAAUUGGAGCUCGGGCUUAACGACGACGACUCUGACAACUGGGAGAAUACUAGCAGUGAUGGAAGCGACACCGACAGCGGCGCGACGUGGUCGUCCCGCUGCUCGUCGGCGGCGUCGACGCGCGGCAAGCGCUCGCCGCAGCUGGCCGUGCGGCUGCUGCGCGGCAAGCGGCUCAAGCGCACCGUGCGCCGCGCGCCGCCCGCGCCGCCGCCGCGCCUCGGCGACCGCGUCGUCGUCGAGACGCUGCACACCACCAGCCGCGCCAACGUCGUCUGGCAGGAUGGCACCAUAGAGAUGGGGAUCCCGUCGACCCAAUUGUACCCAAUCCACCAUCUGGACGGACAGGAGUGCUUCCCGGGAGACUUUGUUGUGAGCGGCGCAGCUAACACUGAGGAGAACCAACAUCUAAAACACAGAGAAUAUGGCGUAGUGCAGCGAGUCGACCAUCACGGACGCACCGCCAUCGUGCACUGGUACCGCACCUACACUAGCGCCGACGAGCCUGUUCCUCAAAUGCUCCACGAGAGCGAGAUGAGCGUGUACGACCUGAAGGACCACCCGGACUUCCAAUACAGACCGGGCACGGUCGUCAUCCGGGUGGCCAACUUUACAGGCGAGGACUCCACUUGCACCGCGGGACAGGUGAUCGACAACUUCCCGUCUGGGCGCGUCAAAGUAUGGUGGGUAGACGGACACAUGAGCAUGUGCUGGCCGCAAGACCUCUACAAGGUGGGCGAGUACGACUCCGAGGAGGGCGAGCUGUGGGGCUCGGACGGGUCGGGCUCGGAGGACUCGUGGGAGACGCAGAGCUCCGCGCACGACGCCGAGCCGCGCACGCCCGCCCCGGACAUGACCAUGCGCCGCGAUAUGUUCGAGAACGUGGCUGCGAUCAAGCUCGGCGAGACGACCGUGAGCACCCCCGCCGUGCCCCGCCUCCUGGAGCCUCGAGUAGCGGCGCACAUCGAGCGCGGCAGGGUCGCCAUGCGCCGCCUUGAGGAGAUGUUCGCCAAGCACCCUACUUUGCAAAGCCAGGAGAUCAUGCGCAAGUUACUGAAUCUGUACAAAGAUUGCAGAUUUUUGGAUCGUUUGAUGGGCACAUCUUUCUUCCACGAAGAUCAUUUUCUGGGCCUCCUGGAGCGAGUCCGCGAGCGCGGCGCGAGCACGCCGCGCGCGGGCGAGCGGCGCGUGCACGAGCAGCUGGCGCGGCUGUUCGCGCCCGCCGACCCGCCCGACGACGAGCGCCCGCCGCGCGCCAUCAUCACCGCCAACGUCUGCGUCGAGCCCAUGGAGGUGGAAAACACAACUUCAAAGAAGGAGCCGGAUCUGUCGUCGGAGACCACCUCCCUGCAGCCUUCAGGAUCUGACGCCGGCACUGAUGAUGACAUAACCGUCAUUGCGGAUGCCCCGGCCGUGGAGCCCUCGGACGUGGACGGCACGACUCGCAACGUGUGCUACAAGCUUUGCUCCCUCAUCCACUCGCAGCUCGUGAAGGCGCACAAGGAGGUCAGCCGGAGAAGGCCCCAAGAAUUGGCCGAAUUUCUAAACGGCUUAAUGGAAAAGCAAAACGUGAAUGAAGAGAAGUUACCCUACCACUUUACAGUCCAAUACGGUGCGCUGGUGGUGAGCAUGGCGGACCAGGAGGCGGCCGGCGAGAGCGAGACCGGCCAGGCCAAGGAGCCCGCGCCGGCGCAGUCCACGGAGGGCGUCCCAGCGACAACGGAUAUAGCCCCCCUAGCGACCGCCGAGCCCCUGGACGUGGAGCCCGCGGCGCCGGCGGCCCUGGCGGCCCCGGCCGGCCCCGACGCGGCCCCGGCGGCCCUGGCGGCCCCGGCCGGCCCCGACGCGGCCGAGGGCGGCGAGGGCUUCUGCGUGCUGGAGGCCGCGCCCGCGCACCACCGCUUCCGGCUCUCCAUGCUGCAGCCCUCCGAGCCCAGGAGCUUCUACUCCGCCGUCAAGCGCGAGAUCAAGCUGCUGAAGAGCGACCUGCCGCCCGGGGUGUGGGUGCGCGGCUUCGAGGACCGCAUCGACCUGCUGUCCGUGAUGAUCGCCGGCCCCAGCAAGACGCCGUACGAGGGCGGGCUGUUCGUGUUCGACGUGCAGCUCGGCGGCGAGUACCCGCGCGCGCCGCCGCUGUGCCACUACCACUCCUACUGCACCGACCGCCUCAACCCCAACCUGUACGAGGACGGCAAGGUGUGCGUUUCUCUUCUGGGCACAUGGUCGGGUCGCGGCGUUGAAGUGUGGGGCAAGGACAGCUCGCUGCUGCAGGUGAUCGUGUCUCUCCAGGGGCUCAUACUCAACGCUGAGCCCUACUUCAACGAGGCUGGCUACGAGAAACAGAAGGGCACACAGCAGGGCACGGAGAACUCGCGCAUGUACAACGAGAUGGUCCUGCUGAAGCUGGUGCAGUCCAUGACGAAGAUGCUGAGCAACCCGCCGGAGCCGUUCCGCGCGGAGAUCCUGCAGCACCUGCGCGCGCAGGCGGCGGCGCUGUGCCGGCGCCUGGAGGGCUGGGUGCAGCUGUCGGGCGCGCUGCAGCUGUCGGGCGCGCCGGCGCCGGCGGGCGCGCUGCAGCUGUCGGGCGCGCCGGCGCCGGCGGGCGCGCUGCAGCCGCCGGGCGGCGCGGCCGACGUGGCUCCCCCCGACUUCCCGCUGGUGCCGGCCUCGCGCGGCUUCUGCCUCACCUUGAAGUCCUCCCUCGAGUCGUUCCGCGCCGCGCUCCGUCGCAACGACAUCGCUUUAGAGUUAUAGCCCGAGUAACGCACGCCUAGAUAGCGAUUAGUACUUAAAAUGUUAUUUAUACGCGCUCGUACGUGUACGAAAGCAAAAAAAUACGCCGGACGCGCUCGGGUCUCUCAAAUUGAUGUAGUUAUAGUAUUUAUUGUGAUGUACUUUUUCGACUAUAGGAAUAUUUUAGUCCGAACCGGCGUUAGUUGUAUUGUUUUUCUCGUUUUAUUUAACUUUUGAAUUGAUAUAAUCCGUGCGAGGCGUCGUCGCGUUAGUAUUAUGCAUGUCGGCGGCUCCGUCCUUCGUAUUACUGGUCUAAUAUGACGCCACGGGGUCCGUCUUAUUAUUCAAUCAAAUUCUAAAUGAAUGUUCGAUUUUAUGCGAAAUACCUAAAUCAUUGUUAGAUUUAAUAAUUGAUAAAUUAUUAUAAAUGAUUUGUUAAUCUCUACUUUUCAUGCGUCAUCCUAUAAUGUUCCAAUAGAUUAAUGUUUAUUAAAAUUUUCUUGCGAGACAACGCUCGUGCUGUUAAGUUUUUGCGGCAUGCUAUAAAUUGGAUAAAGACAUAUUUUUAGAUUAUUUCAAAGGAAAGCCGAGAGUCGUCGAGUUUUCGGCAACUGUGAAAACUGUAAGGACGGAUGAAUGAAUUGUGUAAUUUGUGUAUCUCGGCAAAUGAUAUUUUGUGAACGUAUGAUGUUUCGUGGCGUGUUUAAACUGCUGUUUUUUAUGUUAUUGUAAUUUCUUAUUUUUAUUUUAUAUCGCGAGAAUUAUUAUUUUAAUCAAAAAGCGCAUGUUUUUCAUAUAAUUCGAUACCUACGUAUAUUUUAGGAUGGCACUUGUUACACAGUCGUGUUUAGUUAAAAGAAAUCGAUCCGCCGCUUUCUUGUUACCAAUGAUAACAUUUUCACGUAGCGGGACCGUGCCCGACUCACAAUAGUUAACUUACUUCUCCCGGGCGGCAGGCGUUUACCUUCACGCCGUGUAUUAAUGUGUAGUUCAUUCGUAUGCAAAUUUAAUUAUAAUAGUACUGUCAACCAGUGAGUCUAAGCUAAUAGUAUUGUUUCGAGACCUUACUAUGUUCUAUGUUCGGUUCAAUUUCAGUAGUUUUAUUUAAUUAUUUCGUUCAAUAUUGAAAUACCCUUUCCUUCCCUUACAAGUACCAGAUGCCAAAUUUAGAAGAAAGUCUCUGUAAAAUUAAAUUUGUUUUGUAACACCAGUCGGGGACGAGUAAUUUGGUGUUCUGCGAAUGAAGUAUAGAUAAUCUGGUUAAAUCUGUGUUGAUAUGUGGUCUCGAAGCCGGUGCCGCACAAAACUGUUUCAUGCCAAAGUCAAUUGAGCUAUGGAAGGCUUCUGUCGCUUGUGUACGCAGUAAGUGACAACUAUGUAUAAUGGUGAUGAUAAAUAAAAUAAUUCUUCAACCUU